AUGGCCUCGCCUUCUCUGCAAAAUGGUCAUUCGGCCGAGGUGCUGCGCAGGAACUUGAGCCGUCUUGAGCCCGUCCAUGUCGUGGAUGUUGCUCCCAGCUUGAGCUCGUACAAACCCGGUCCAUGGUCUGUGGAAUGGCUGUCAUCACCCAAGCUUCGGAUUCAGCCCGCACAUCUCGGAUACGUCGUAGUUGGGGAAGCCGCCCUAAGCCGGCCUUCGUGUCUUUCUGAGGCAAAGACUAUUCGAGCCGGAUUGUUGAUUGCGCUGCUCUUUGCAGUCAGAGCAGGCGCAGACGAGGAAGUAGAAGUUGAAGUCCAGACCGAUGACCAGAUUUUGGAGGAGCGACUUUCGCGAGACGAGGUGACGGAAACCUCGACAGGUUUGCAGUACGAGGUGUUGAAAAGCGGCCCCGCCGACGGAACUCACCCUGAAGCGCAGUCGAAGAUUGUCAUGGACCAAAUGUUUGCUGCUAGAGACAAGCGCCAAGGCAAGGUCGAGAAGAAGGGCACGAAGCCGAAAGCAGUGCCAAAAGCAAGCGCGUCGAGCCAGGACAUAGAUGCUGGCGAGAAAGCAAGACUUGCGGAUGAAGCGAUUGCAGACAUCGAGCAAGGCGUGCGCGUCGCCGGCAACCAAAAGGCCGGUGCGCCUUUCGUCCCCGAAGGGUGGGCAGACAAGUACAAGCCCGCUUUGGGAUCCUACAAACAGUUCUUGAAGGAGAAUCCAGACAAGUUUACGUUGGUUCCGGACAAAGAUGGCAACUUCGUGAUAAGGCUUCCAGACCAGCUCGAUCCUCCGAGCAUUCCAGAUAAGAAGGUGUGGGAAAAGCACCUGGUAAAGGCUUGGAUGGCGUACUGCAAGGUUGUCCCAAGACCUCAGCGCGAUUUCAAGGGAGGUUUCCUCGCAAUGUUGCCCAAGCACGCUUUGCGCCUGCGGGGCGCGAAGCAGCCUUCGUCGCCUAAGAGCGGGCCUGCUCAGUCGCCUCGACUCUCCCCGAAGCCUUCUCCGAAGCUCUCCCCGAAGCGGUCGCCGAUCGCUGAGAAGAAAUCAACAGGCAAAAGAGAAGCUGGUUCCAAAGCCGGGGAGGUGAAGAAGAAAAAGAAGGUGUGCCAUUACCGAGGCACCUUACUGAAUGGCUCAGAGUUCGAGCCCUGGAUGCUAGCGAUGAGCUUCAGGAUCGGAUAUGGCUCCCGUGGCGCUGGAAGUGCGAUUCCGCCCGACGCGGCGAUCUCAUUCGAGCUAGAGCUCUUGGAGGUGAGUCCUCCGGCGGAAGGACUGGCGUGGCUCUGGGAGCAGGCCUCGGCGAACCCAAUGCCGAUAGCCCUGGUGUGCCUCUUUGGCUUCCAGCUCUUGCAGGGCUACUUCCAGAAGGGUGGUCCUUCUGAUCUCAAGGAGCUGCCGAUUUCAGACGCAUCUUCUGACGAGAACCCUAAGGUGUUCCUGAGCAUGAAGAUCGGGGAUGCGGAGCCUGAGCAGGUGGUGAUCGAGCUUUUCGCCAAGAGCUAUCCAAAGACUGCAGAGAAUUUCCGUGCCCUCUGCACCGGGGAGAAGGGCGAGGGGAAGUCUGGCAAGAAGCUGACCUUCAAAGGCAACACCUUCCACCGGAUCAUUCCUGGCUUCAUGUGCCAAGGAGGUGAUUUCACCAACGAAAAUGGCACUGGCGGAGAGUCAAUUUACGGCGAGAAGUUUGAAGACGAGUGGACAAAUGGAUACAUCACGCACAGCAAAGCCGGGAUGCUCUCCAUGGCGAAUGCAGGGAAGGAUACCAACGGCUCGCAGUUUUUUAUCACCCUAGCAGCCUGUCGUGGGCCGAGAAUUUGCAGUGCAAGUAGGCAAGCAGUCCGUCAGUUGCAGAUGCAUUUAGUGUAA
Molecule: messenger RNA, 1866 nt
Organism: Symbiodinium sp. CCMP2456
Lineage: Eukaryota; Dinophyceae; Suessiales; Symbiodiniaceae
Source: the annotation of a GenBank genome assembly